AUGGCGACGGAAAACCACGAAGAGACCCACGAGGAUGUGGCUAUUAACAGCGAUAUGAUUCAAGAGGAGGUGGCGGGGGUCUUGCGGCACAAGUUUGGCCAAGAGUCGUGGAAUCCCCGUAAAGUGGAUGCGUGGGUGGAUGAUGUUAUUGAGGUUGUGCUGAAGAACCUCGCGGAGCUGCGAAAGCCAUUUAAAUAUAUUGUCAAUUGUGUGGUCAUGCAACGCACAGGCGCUGGUAUUUCCACGGGUUUUAUUAGUCUGUGGGAUAACACACUGGAUGGAGUUGUGCAUGUACCGUUUGAGAAUGAUUCCCUUCACUGUCUGGUGACCGUCUUCUUCCUUAAACUUGAUUAG
This is a messenger RNA of Trypanosoma theileri, 354 nucleotides long. Its product is annotated as outer arm dynein-like. NCBI's taxonomy places the organism in Eukaryota, Euglenozoa, Kinetoplastea, Trypanosomatida, Trypanosomatidae. The record is from RefSeq and is a predicted model, not a curated record. Gene Ontology annotation, biological process: microtubule-based movement. Bases 1 to 354 code for a protein of 117 amino acids. Gene Ontology annotation, molecular function: dynein intermediate chain binding. The transcript has a single exon. Gene Ontology annotation, cellular component: cytoplasm; cytoplasmic dynein complex.